CUGAAGAAGCAGAGGGAGGGAGACGAAACACUGGACGGAGACACUUGGCGAUCCGGAGUAAUCCAGAGGUUAGGCAUGGUAUGCAAGAGCGCAGAUUUUCCUAGCAAACGGCGUGUGACCCGCUUGCUGUGCUUCCUUGCAGCCGUAGCGUCUGUCCUCCUCACAGCCGCUCUCUUCCCCUCCUUUGUGCAUUCGAGAGGGAAUGCGAGUAGUUCGUUGGGAGACAUCGGGCGUGUAAAAUCUCAGUCGUCGACGGAGGUUCCAAAAGCGAGAGGGAGCCUUAGGGCAGGAAAACUGGAAGCUUCCCGAUCCUUACGACACCGAAGGCACCAAUACAGCAAAGAUGGCGGGACGCGAAGCCCUUUGAAAGCUUACCCGCAAGCACUGCUAAGUAAUCAUACAAUGAUUAGUCAGACGAAGGUCAGUGCCAGAGGGGAGAGCCGUACCACGAUUUUCCAGCAGGGUAUCAGCUCUCACGACGGAACACAGGAGCCCUGGCGAGAGAGGGGAGAGGUACCGUGGUGGGACGGCGCAGGGGAGUGUGGACGCACAGCAGGACUCCCUUCGGUAGAGAAUGUCACAGGGACCUGCGGGCGACGGGCGGCUCGGUCUGGUUACGGCCAGAGGGUCAUAUCCUUGAGUGUGUAUGGCAACAACCCUGAGUACUGGGCUGGGUUGAAGUUCAUCCUCGAAGACUCCACGAUACUGUACCCCGGGUGGAAUGUGCGCCUCCACACAGACCCGCGGGGACACGAGGCUCGCCUGUGCCCGCUCCUUCGCCGGCACCCCCACUUCAGCGUGUGCGACGUGCAGCGGCUCCCCGCGCUCGGCGACGUGCGAGACGUGAACCCGAUGCUGUGGCGGGCGGCGCCCUUGGGAGACCCGCAGGUCUCCGCGCUGACCAUCCGCGACGUGGAUUCGGCGCUGCUGCCCCGCGACGCCGAGGCGGUGCAGGAGUGGCUAGCGCUCAACAAGACGUGGCACGUCAUGAGGGACUUCGAGGGCCACGGGUUCCGCAUCCUCGGCGGCCUCUGGGGCGCCCGGUCGUGGUCUCGGCGACACGCCAAGGAACUGGCGGGGCUCAGGGACGACCUGCUGGCGCGUGGGAGAAGUCGUCCGAGGGCUUGGGGCCAAGACCAGGUUAUCCUUGCAGAAAUCCUUUGGCCGGCGAUGCAGGGAGAUCAAGUGGCCCACGACAGCUACUUCUGCCAGAUGUUCCCCGAAACACGACCCUUUCCGACGGAGAGACGCAGAGGGGAGUUCGUGGGGGCUAUAAGAUAUCGAAAGGACAGGUACUUGAUAACUGUACAGACGAGGUGCCCGAGGGAGUGCCGACCGCCAGAUCACCCGGAGUGGAUAUUUUGCUAAAAGAGAAAGGGGGAAAAAAAGUGACUUCGAAAUUGUUUUUUAUAUCUUAUGUUGCUGGACGCUGUGCUUGUGAGUUUUAACGUGGAUAAAGUCUGCCCAUGGUAGGUGGUAGCUUUCCAAAAGAAGGGGUAUCAGUGGGCAUUGGAAUUUGUAUUUUUUUUUCUUCUUUUCUUAUGUUUGAGGAUAUGUUCGUCACACACACACACACACACACACACACACACACACACACACACACACACACACACACACACACACACA
Molecule: messenger RNA, 1629 nt
Organism: Penaeus monodon (black tiger shrimp)
Lineage: Eukaryota; Metazoa; Arthropoda; Malacostraca; Decapoda; Penaeidae
Exons: 5
Coding region: 76-1368 (430 amino acids)
Source: RefSeq, a predicted model, not a curated record